AUGGAGCCUGUUCCCGAGACCGAGAGCCUGGAGAGCUUCCAGUCGGCUCCUCUGCCCACAUUACGACUGCAGCAACCUCGGGCUAUCUCUACCAACGAUCUUGACUUCAACCGCAAGCCCCCGACAGUGAGGCGGUCUACUGAGCCGACCUCUCCGAGCUCGCCAUCGUGGUCUCAUCCACCGGCCCUGACUCUACCAUACAGACCCAGGACUACAUCACCUCUUUCUGGCACACAUACACGAUCCAAGUCGACUGCCAGUCUCACCCUUCCGAGCAUGUCUCGCACUAAAUCCAUGCCUGGCUUUGAUGUUGCCAAUCGCGCCUUGUCCUCGCCUCUCCUCCGCCCCUCGAGUCCCUCGGGAUCUCCAAAUCGCGUCAGGCAACGCAAGAAGCCUGUUGACGAAGCCUUUCCCCCAACUUCGCCUAUUCGAUCUUCGGUCCUCGACGGGUCGGAGAAGUUGCAGCAUGAGGGCGCCGCUAUAGGACAUCGGCGUACAGCUUCCCCGCUUCGCAACGUUUUGCCUGCGCCCAUGUUAUCCCAACCGCCCAACAUGUCUCUGCCAUCCACGCCGUCAUCUGUCGCAAGUUCUCCCAUCUAUCGGUACGAUUCCAUGUCUGGUGGUUAUAGCUUUCCCUCCAGCUAUUCUUCGUCUAUUCCAUCUACACCAACGUCAAUCAGGUCUCGAAGUCCCAGUAUCUCUAGUUUGGAAACGAUUCCAGACUCCCCAGACGCCGAGGAGGCAGCGCUGGAAGAUGAGCGCAUCGCGAAACUAAGGGCAGCCGCCGAAGCUUCUGAUGGAGAUGGAGAAGACUCUUUGGGCGAUUCCAAGGGAAAGACGAGCCUGGAUGUUCCUAGCCGUGGCCGGACGUUGGGAUUAGGGACCAGGGACAAGCGAAAGCGAUGGAGUGUAUGCGGAGCUGAAAGGAGAGGCGACCUCGACCUGGAAACGAUUUGGGAGGAUUAA
This is a messenger RNA of Pestalotiopsis fici W106-1, 966 nucleotides long. RefSeq lists its product as uncharacterized. The coding region runs from base 1 to 966 and encodes 321 amino acids. The transcript has a single exon. Lineage: Eukaryota; Fungi; Ascomycota; Sordariomycetes; Amphisphaeriales; Sporocadaceae. The record is from RefSeq and is a predicted model, not a curated record.